AGCUUCAGAAGAACCUAGUUAGAUCGAGCCUGAUUGGAAUGUUUUCGCAUAGCUUUCGGGGAAUGAAAUAAAACUUGUUCUGUUCAUCUCCUGUUAAAGUGAUAUUGGAUUUUGAGAGAGAAGGUGCUUUGUGAUGUAUACUAGAGUAAUAAAGAGGAACCAGAGAUGGGGUUUGGUAUUGCAGCAAGCCAAAUACUACUUAGUUAGGCCAACCAUUCGUGACUACACAGUAUCUAGAUCUUAUGGACUCACAACCAAUAGUACAAAUCUGACAAGAGGUUCUCUGUUCCGUUCGUUUUCUCCUAGUGUUGCCUCGAGAAAUAGUUUAAGACUCUCGAAGAACAUCCAGCUGCGUAGUUUCAGCUCUGAAGGUGAUGGAAGGAACGCUAGUGGUGAGGAUAAACAUGUCUCUUUGAACAAAGGGAGUGACUUAGGCGAUGGAAAAGCCGCGAAGGAGAGCGGUGUUGGGCAUUUAGAUUCGCAUGCUCAGCUCGGAGAGCAGGACCAAAUAGAGUGGCUCAAUAGCGAGAAGCUUGCCAGUGAAUGCAAAAAGAAGGAGUCACCUCUGCUUUCUAGAAGAGAAAGAUUCAGAGACGAGUUCUUAAGGAGAGUCCAACCUUGGGAGAAGAUACAGCUUUCGUGGGAGACCUUCCCUUACUAUAUCCACGACCACACUAAGAAUAUUUUGGUGGAAUGUGUUACUUCACAUAUAAGACAAAAGGAUGCCGCUUCGGUUUAUGGUUCCCGUUUAGAUUCUUCAAGUGGAAGAAUACUGCUCCAGGGUCUUCCAGGCACUGAACUUUACCAGGAGAGGCUGGUACGAGCACUUGCUCGAGAUGUACAAGUUCCCCUGUUGGUUCUUGACAGCAGCGUUCUUGCCCCUUAUGAUUUUGCUGAUGAGUACAAUGAAGACUCUGAAUCUGAUGGUGAGAACGCAGAAGCGGAAGCAGAUGAGGGCACAACAGAGUCUGAAGGUGAGGAAGAUUCUGGAGCGAAUAGCGAGGAGGAUUCUGAAGCAAAAGCAGAUGGGAGUGACAAUGAGGAAGCUCGUCUCGAGGUUACCGAGGAAGAUAUCAAGAAAAUUGUGCCAAAACUUGAGGAGCUCGGAGAGUUAGUAGCGGAAGAACUACAUGGAGCUGGUGGAGCUUGCGAAGCACCAGCUGUUGAGCAUUCUGAUAAAGCUAGGCGCCCGGCAAGGAAAGGAGAUCGAGUCAAAUAUGUUGGGCCUUCUAAGAAGGGUGAUGCAAAGCACAGCCCAUUAACUACCGGACAGCGUGGAGAGAUCUUUGAGGUGAAUGGGAACCGAGUUGCGGUCGUAUUUGACAAGGAAGGUGAUACAUCAUCAGAGGGAAGCGAGAAGAAACCAAAAAAGCAGUCCCAGAAGCCACAUAUACACUGGAUAGAUGUGAAAGACCUGAAGCAUGAUUUGGAUAUGCAGGCAGAAGAUGGUUACAUUGCCCUGAAGGCUUUAAAUGAGGUUCUGCAAUCCACACAACCACUUAUUGUGUAUUUCCCAGACUCGUCCCGGUGGUUGUCUAGAGCUGUACCUAAGGAAAAACGAAAUGAGUUUGUAGAGAAAGUUGAGGAAAUGUUCGAUAAAGUGUCAGGUCCUGUUGUAAUGAUCUGCGGACGGAACAAGAUCGAGACAGCCUCCAAAGGGAGAGAGAAAUUCACGAUGAUACUCCCAAACUUUGGCCGCAUUGCAAGGCUGCCCCUUCCUUUGAAGCAUCUUACUGAGGGACUCGGCGGAAGUAAAAGUUCAGAUGAUAAUGAGAUAUACAAACUGUUCACUAAUGUUAUGAACCUACUUCCUCCUAAGGAGGAAGAUAUCCUUGCAGUAUUUAACAAACAACUUGUAGAAGAUAGAAGAAUUGUGGUAUCACGGAGCAAUUUAAAUGAGAUACUUAAGGCCCUUGAGGAAAACGAGUUAUUAUGCACAGACUUGUACCAAGUGAACACUGACGACGUGAUAUUGACAAAACAAAGGGCAGAGAAAGUUGUUGGCUGGGCCAGAAACCACUAUUUAUCUUCUUGUUCUAAACCGUUGAUUAAAGAAGACCGCCUGAUUCUGCCUCGUGAAAGCAUUGAGAUUUCGGUUAAAAGGUUGAAAGCACAAGAAGACAUUUCUCGAAAGCCUUCACAUAGCUUGAAGAACAUAGCAAAGGAUGAGUUCGAAAGCAAUUUUGUCUCAGCUGUAGUUGCUCCUGAAGAAAUAGGUGUCAAGUUUGACGAUGUUGGUGCUCUCGAGCAUGUGAAGAAGACACUGAAUGAGUUGGUUAUUCUUCCCAUGCGAAGGCCAGAGCUCUUCACUCGUGGCAAUCUCUUGCGGCCUUGUAAAGGCAUAUUGCUUUUUGGUCCUCCUGGUACUGGCAAAACGCUACUUGCCAAGGCGCUUGCUACAGAAGCUGGAGCAAACUUCAUUAGCAUAACUGGCUCAUCGCUUACCUCAAAGUGGUUUGGAGAUGCAGAGAAGCUCACGAAAGCUCUCUUCUCCUUUGCAAGCAAACUUGCGCCUGUGAUUAUUUUUGUCGAUGAGGUUGACAGUUUGUUAGGCGCUCGUGGUGGUUCUCACGAGCAUGAGGCAACACGAAGAAUGAGAAAUGAGUUCAUGGCAGCAUGGGAUGGGUUGAGGUCGAAAGAUAGCCAAAGAAUACUCAUACUUGGUGCCACUAACCGACCUUUUGAUCUUGAUGACGCUGUCAUUCGCCGUCUACCAAGAAGAAUAUAUGUGGAUUUACCAGAUGCUGAGAACCGGUUGAAGAUCUUAAAGAUCUUUCUGACUCCAGAAAAUCUUGAAACUGGUUUUGAAUUUGAGAAACUUGCAAAAGAGACCGAAGGAUACUCAGGAAGCGAUCUAAAGAAUCUAUGCAUCGCUGCUGCGUACAGACCAGUUCAAGAAUUGUUACAGGAAGAAAACAAGGGUUCGGUAGCAAAUGGUGGAGCUCCUGAUCUACGGCCUCUGAGUUUGGACGACUUCAUUCAAUCUAAAGCUAAGGUAAGUCCGUCUGUGUCAUAUGAUGCAACGACCAUGAACGAACUGAGAAAAUGGAACGAGCAGUACGGUGAGGGUGGUAGCCGGACCAAGUCUCCUUUCGGCUUCUAAUACAGUUUUGUUAGAUUCAUCAAAUAUUCAAUGUUUCUUCAACAAUAAUUUUUCCAAUUUCACAGACAAUAAAUGUCACUAUUUGAAAUUUAAUCCUAGUUUUUCAUUCCCUAAA
This is a messenger RNA of Raphanus sativus (radish), 3218 nucleotides long. RefSeq lists its product as uncharacterized. The record is from RefSeq and is a predicted model, not a curated record. Gene Ontology annotation, cellular component: mitochondrial outer membrane. Gene Ontology annotation, molecular function: ATP binding; ATP hydrolysis activity. Bases 134 to 3103 code for a protein of 989 amino acids. Lineage: Eukaryota; Viridiplantae; Streptophyta; Magnoliopsida; Brassicales; Brassicaceae. The transcript is spliced from 25 exons.